GCUCCCAGAAUACCUGGUCGAGUCCCUCUGUGCUGUGCUUCGUUGGCCGAGGCUUGUAGCCGCUUCCUGCUUCGCAGCCUACCUGGCGCGAUGCUUGCGUUACUUGCACAAGGUGAAGCGACUCCCACGACAUCCAGCCCAACAGUCCUUUUUCUUCUGGGGAGAUCUCGGGCACGUGAUUCACGUCCUACCCAAAAUCCCGAAGACCGGCCGCCCAGAUCUGCUUACUUUCUACCAGGAAGGUGCUGAACAAACUCGGAGGGAGGGCCUAAUGGCAAUGAUGCUCUUCAAUUGGUGGGUACCGUUUGCGACGAGCCUUGUUGUCGUCCAUGACAUCAAGCUGGUCAGGAGCAUCCUAGACAAGAGCAACUACGGCCUCUACCGCAAGGGCCGAAGCUAUCGGGUCACCCAGGAUCUCAUUGGCACGCGAGGACUGGCGAUGGCAGCGGAGGCGGAUUUGGCCAUUCUGGGCUGGGAUUAUAAAGGUAGCUGCAAGAGGCUUGUGGCAGACUGCAGUGCCUCGUGGGAGCAACGUGCUCUGGAAGCAGGUGGUGCACGUCCCCAGGUAGACUUCUCCACUGAGUCGGCGCGGCUGACGCUUUCCGCUCUUGGGGCUUUUGCCUUCGGGGCAUGCCAUCGCAACAGCGACAGCAUCCUGGCCCUGGUGAGCAAGGUUUGCUCCAAGAUGAGCCUCGCCGAUGUGGCCUCGGAAUGUGAGCAGGUCCGUGAGGUCCUGAAGGACACAAACACUAUGUUCGCCACUUUGCACGACGCCUCCACGGCGGACUUGUCACAAGUCCUGGGAGACGUGAAGAAGUAUGCGUCAGAGGUGGUGGUUCAGGACACGGGAUGCUCCCUUGGAAUUCAUCUCACGUGCACUGAAACCUGUGCUGAUGCCUUCUGGUGUUCUUGCCAGGAGUCUCGUGAGAUGCAGUCCACGGUCACUCAGAAGUCGGAUGCCUUGGUGCAGGAUGUCAACGAGCGCUUCAAGAAGUUGGAGGCGCGUGUCCUCUCGGAGCUUGGAGGCGAGGACAAAGGGAGCCAGGCCAAGGGAGACAGCCAGCUGCUCAAGAAGAUGACCAACCGCAUGAGCGACUUCGAAUCUCAAGUCUCAGCGCAAAUCCAGCAGCUCACGCAGGAUGUUGAGAAGAAGGUGUCCUUCUUGGGCUCCCAGAGAGCUGGUGCAGCAGGUGCAGAUGGCUCGAGCCCUCCUGGUGUGGAAAGCCUGUCACACGACCUGGACUCCGUGAAGUAUGACAUGGGGGAGCUUAAGGACAUGCUGAAUGCAUCGAAGACCGACACUGCCCAGGUGAAGCGCAUCGUGCUUGCCUGUGAGCGGGACAUGGAGGAUUUCACGGCUGCCAUGGAUGCCGUGAAUGUCGAUCUGGACGAGAUGAGGGCCCGUGUGGAUUCCACCCACUCCAUCAUCACAUCGCGCCAGCGCGUGGAAGCCACCGUCACAGCGGAGAUCUCCACUAUGCGUUUGGAUAUGGGGGACAUGCAAGAGGCCCUGAAAGCUCAUGAUGCUUGGAUGGAGGAUGUGUCGCAAAGCUUGCAGGAGGUGCACGAGCGCUGCCAGCAGUUGUCCGAAGACAUAGGGGAGCACGCGCAGAGCACGCAAGCAAAGUUGGAUGCUAAGACGGAUAUCACGGCCUGGAACGAUAUGAACGACGACAUCGAUGCCUCCAUCAAGACGGUCCGUGACAUGGCUUCGGCCCUGCGCCUGGAAGUGGACAGCCGCCGGCGCAAGGUCGACGAGGAUCUGGGCAGCUUGCGGGAGAACCUCAAGACCUUGGCCGAGAAGGUAGACACCAACGCGGCCAAUAUCCAACGCUACGUGGAUGACUCCAACUCGGUUGUGUCCCAACGCCUCGAUGAGCGCCACCAGCAUUGCAAGGACUUGGAGACCACAUUAGGUCGCCACAGCGACACGCACCAGCAGAUUCAUUCGAAAAUAGAUACCCACCGCGAGGAGAUCGACAACAGGACAGCACAGCUGGAGGCUCACCUGCAGAAGCAGGACGAAGAUCUUCACAAGGAGGUGAACGACCGCAUUGACGGCGUGGAGCGUCACCACUCCAAUAUCUCCAAGGAAACUUCGAAGCGUCUCAAUGCCUUGGAUCUUCGCAUCGCAGGGCUACAAGGUGCCAGUGGCGAAUCUAAGCGUGACAUCGGGAAGCUGCGUGACGAGGUUAACAACUUGACCGUAAAGAGCGCUGCACAUGACGUUGACAUUGGCAAAAACAGCGAUGAUCUUCGGAAGCUGGAGCGUCAACGCGUCGAGGACAACCAGCGCCACAAGCAAGAUGUGGACGGCAUCUACGAGGAGCUGGACCAGAAGGUGUAUGAGAAGAACUUCCAGAGCCUGGAGGAGAAUGUCACCAAGCUCACGCGGGGUACGGUAAAGCUCUGUCAGGUUGUGGGAGUCUUCCCAGGGGCGCGGAUGAACGAUGGCACGGAGGAAGAACUGGAUGUUGAUGUGGAGCUCUUGAAUUGGGAGGACUGUGCUCAGAACUUGGUGAGUCGGGUUGACAAGACUUGGCGUCAGAUCUCUUCGCAGAAGUAUCGCAGCAUUUUGGACCUCCUCGGCAAGAAGGCUGACCAUUCCGUACUUCGCCUGCUGCAGAUCUCCCAGCAGCACAUUGAAAGCCAGCUGGAUCGUGUUCGCCAUGAGCGCGAGCUCUGGAAGGAGGUUGUGGACAAGCGUGCGCAGCAGCCCUUGCAGCUAGCGCUGACCUUGAAGGAUCCCCACACAGGCCAGCCUCUUCCGGGACCACCAGGCUAUGGUCUGCCGGGCCUGGAUGGAAACCCCAUGGGAGGGCCCCUUUCUGCACGCGGGCUGCCGGGUGGGAUGGCAGCCGACCCCAUGCAGCUAGGACCGGCAGGCCAGGGUAUGGGCCCAGACCAGCCAAAAGCAUCGCCCUUGGCCAAGCGCAUUGCGCGGCCACCGCAAGGGCCACCCGCGCCCAAGGCCUCUACGUGA
Symbiodinium pilosum is the source of this 2983-nucleotide messenger RNA. NCBI's taxonomy places the organism in Eukaryota, Dinophyceae, Suessiales, Symbiodiniaceae. The record is from the annotation of a GenBank genome assembly.